GACUGUUAACUAGCAAUGUUAGCUAGUAGCCUAGCGUGUUCCUUAUUUUCCAGCUGUCGCUUAGCAACAACGACUUUUACAAAGUUAGUUUUAACGUAACGUUACGUUGAGGUGUCGCUAAUGUUAUAUUUGUAAUGAGCAGGACAGCAUUCAGGUGAAGAGCCUCCCUCGGGGCUAAAAAUACACACUUACCAAAUUAGACUGUGGCUGAGCUGCUGUAGCUAACGUUAGCUAACUGAGGCAGCUGCCAGGCUCUGUAACAGUAGCUUCUAGGUUUGGAGCAGUUAAAACAGAAAAAAUGGCUGAGGCAGUUGCAAACGUGGCCCGGAGGGUUAAUGCGACCGUCGAGGAUGGGAAAGACACAUUGGACUUGUCAAACUGCAAGCUCAUUUCCUUCCCAGACGGUGUGUUCAAGGUCCUGAGGAGUGUCUCAGAAAACAUCCGUAUUAUCACACUGGCUGACAAUGAGAUGAAGGCCAUAACCAGCAAGUUCUUUUCAACCUUCACUCAGCUGAGAGAGCUGGACCUGCGAGGAAACGUUCUCACCAAGCUGCCUGACACUGUGGGAGAAAUGAAGCAUUUGACCUGCAUCAAUCUGGCAUUCAACAACUUCUCCGUCUUCCCUGAUAAGCUCACUGAAAUAGCCACACUGGAGAGAAUUAACCUGGAGGGGAACAGCAUCACCGAAAUACCAGUGGAGAAGCUGUCAGGCAUGCCAGCACUGAAGUGGCUGAACGUGAAGUCGAACCCUUUGGACUCAAACACUCAGUCUGCUCUGCAAUCUCCCCACAACUUUGAAACAGAGUCCUAAAAUAAGUUGUGUAUUUUAUUCACAGGACUGCAUGCUGCGUGCCUUUAACUACUUCAGCUGGAUGCUUUGGUGUGCCUGAGAUAUGAGGAAACACAAUACUUGAAGAUAUAACUUAAGAUAUCUCAAUGGGUUUACAGGAAAAAAAAAGGUGUGCAAUCAAAUUUAGUGUCCUUACUUAAGUUAAUCAGUCCUGCUGGCAACCAACCUGUGGCCUUUACUUUGUUCUCUUUGUAUGAACUACACAAAGCUGAAGUUGGUGUUUGGAGAUGAGAUCAAUUCUUUUACACUGUCUGAUAUAGUUUCGUCUCCAUCGAGACAAAAGUCAUUAAUAGACUUAUUUAUUGUUUUUUAUAGUAUAUAAGGAAGUUUUUUCAAUUAAAGAGUAUGGGUUGGAAACUA
Molecule: messenger RNA, 1210 nt
Organism: Epinephelus lanceolatus (giant grouper)
Lineage: Eukaryota; Metazoa; Chordata; Actinopteri; Perciformes; Serranidae
Gene: lrrc20
Product: leucine rich repeat containing 20
Cellular component (GO): cytoplasm
Molecular function (GO): protein binding
Source: RefSeq, a predicted model, not a curated record